CCGCCUGCCACCACCUGGGCCCGCCGUUUUUUUUUGCCCGUUCUCCUGUCCUCUCUUCAUAUUCAAAAAAGUCCUUCAAUCUAGAUCUGGCAUCCUCUUCACCUCUAACGGAACUGAACUCAACUCAAUUCAUCCAGCUGCCGAUCCCGGCGCUCGUGUUCUGUGCAUAGCUACGUCAAUACGCAACCCCUCUGCCACACUUUGUCAUAUUCCUUUCGCACUAUAAGAGCUUCUCCCUACAAAGAGAACCUCUGAACAGUUCUUCGCAAUGGCUACCACCGCUACCCCCGCUACCCCCGAAGUUCUCUGGGCCCAGCGCUCUAGCGCCACGGAUGCCUCCAAGAACUUCAUCUACCUCACCAUCUCCGUCCCAGACAUUCCCCCGUCCAACCUCAAGCUGGACCUCAAGCCCCAGGGCCUGUCGUUCGAAGGCCACUCCGAGACUCUUAAGAAGUCGUACAAGGUUGACCUCGAGUUUUACGCCGAGAUUGAUACGGAGCAGAGCAAGGUCCACCACACCGGAAAGAACGUCGAGAUGAAGCUUCAGAAGAAAGAGCUCAAGGAAGAGUACUGGCCCCGUCUUCUCAAGGACUCCAAGAGGGUCCACUUCCUCAAGACCGACUUCGACAAGUGGGUCGACGAGGACGAACAAGACGAGGCUCCUGAGGACGACUUCUCUCAGUUCGGCGGCAUGGGUGGUAUGCCCGGUAUGGGAGGCAUGGGAGGAGGCAUGGGAGGUAUGGGAGGCAUGGGAGGCAUGGGAGGCAUGGGAGGCAUGGGAGGCAUGGGAGGCAUGGGAGGCAUGGGAGGCGACUUCGGCGGCAUUGACUUCUCUAAGCUUGGCGGCGGCGGAGACUUGGGCGGAGACGAUGACGACGAUGACGACGAUGACGAUAUGCCCCCCCUUGAAGGCGAGGAGGAAGAGGAGGUUGGGGAGAACAAAACAGCAGAUACCAGCAAGGGCGAUGCCGGUAAGGAGGGCGCUGUCAAGGACGACGGCGACAAUGCCGCGAAGUAAAUUCCGUCCCUGAUUUUACAACCCACCACUACAUAACGACCACACAUGUUCUCAUGCCAUGCCUUUUGCCAUGCAAUGCGAAACGGAGACGGAGGAGACUCGCGGUCGAAGCUCCCACCGCAACACCGGCGCCUGUAUCGGUAUGAAUAAGGUCAGCCGGCAUUGUGCGAGUGAGACGGAUAUCUGAGAUAUUGUAAUUCAAAAAAUAUCUAUUCGGCGCAUGAAUUGCCUCGUGUGCACAAACGAUCUCCGAUCUCAUCUGUUGUUCAUUAAUUCCUCCCUGCUUCCGGGAAAGCGCGCAGCUGCAUGGGACUCAAACCAAUACAGAAAUAAAUGAAUGUUUUGAC
Molecule: messenger RNA, 1365 nt
Organism: Sodiomyces alkalinus F11
Lineage: Eukaryota; Fungi; Ascomycota; Sordariomycetes; Glomerellales; Plectosphaerellaceae
Product: HSP20-like chaperone
Exons: 3
Coding region: 269-1018 (249 amino acids)
Biological process (GO): chaperone-mediated protein complex assembly; protein folding
Cellular component (GO): cytosol; nucleus
Molecular function (GO): Hsp90 protein binding; protein-folding chaperone binding
Source: RefSeq, a predicted model, not a curated record